AUGGCUCCCUCUACCUUCAAGCUCAACACUGGCCAGGAGAUUCCUGCUCUUGGUCUCGGUACCUGGCAGUCUCCCGCCGGUGAGGUCGAGAAGGCCGUUGCAUACGCUCUCAAGGACGGCUACAAGCUGAUCGACUGCGCCUACUGCUACGGAAACGAAGAAGAGGUUGGUGCUGGUCUUAAGGCUGCUUUUGAGGCUGGUGUCAAGCGCGAGGACAUCUUUGUUGUCACCAAGGCCUGGGCUACUUACAACACCCGCCCUGAGCUUGGUCUCGACAAGAGCUUGAAGGCCCUUGGUCUUGACUACGUUGAUCUCUUCCUUGUGCACUGGCCUCUUCUCCUCAACCCCGAGGGUAACGACGACAAGUUCCCCAAGAAGGCUGAUGGUUCCCGAGAUGUUAUUCGAGACUACAACCACGUCGAGGGCUGGAAGCUCAUGGAAAAGCUCCCCGCUACUGGCAAGACCCGUGGUGUCGGUGUCUGCAACUACAGCAAGAAGUACCUCGAGGAGCUUCUGCCUCAUGCCACUAUCAUCCCCGCCGUCAACCAGAUCGAGAACCACCCCAGUCUUCCCCAGCAGGAGAUUGUUGACUUCUGCAAAGAGAAGGGCAUUCACAUUGAGGCCUACAGUCCCUUUGGCAGCACUGGUGGCCCCGUCAUGACUGCUGAGCCUGUUGUCAAGAUUGCUGAGAAGAAGGGUGUCUCUGCUUCUACCGUCCUCCUCAGCUACCAUGUCGCCCGUGGCAGCACUGUGCUCGCCAAGUCCGUCACCCCCGAGCGUAUCACCGCCAACAAGACCAUUGUCGACCUCGACGACGAGGACAUGAAGGCUCUGAACGACUACUCGGAAAACCUUGUCAAGAAGGGUGAGGUCAAGCGAUAUGUCUACCCUCCCUUCGGCAUCGAUUUCGGUUUCCCCGACAAGUCAUGA
Messenger RNA from Fusarium subglutinans, 930 nucleotides. Its product is annotated as alcohol dehydrogenase. Gene Ontology annotation, cellular component: cytosol. NCBI's taxonomy places the organism in Eukaryota, Fungi, Ascomycota, Sordariomycetes, Hypocreales, Nectriaceae. The transcript has 5 exons. Gene Ontology annotation, molecular function: aldose reductase (NADPH) activity. Bases 1 to 930 code for a protein of 309 amino acids. The record is from RefSeq and is a predicted model, not a curated record.